Messenger RNA from Rosa rugosa (rugosa rose), 618 nucleotides. RefSeq names its product probable 2' cyclic ADP-D-ribose synthase BdTIR. The coding region runs from base 1 to 618 and encodes 205 amino acids. The transcript has 2 exons. The record is from RefSeq and is a predicted model, not a curated record. Gene Ontology annotation, biological process: signal transduction. NCBI's taxonomy places the organism in Eukaryota, Viridiplantae, Streptophyta, Magnoliopsida, Rosales, Rosaceae.
AUGCAGCGUUCAUCACCAGCUUUGGUUCGUCAGAUACUCCACCGCAACCGCAUGAGCAACGUCCAAAUGGUACCGACCCUCUCUUCGACGCCGCCGCCUCCCCCUCCCGGCCCACCCUGCGACGUGUUCAUAAACCACCGCGGGAUCGACACCAAGAGAACCGUGGCGGGGCUGCUGAACUACCACCUGUCCAGCAGGCUCAACCUGCGUCCUUUUUUGGACAGCAAGAACAUGAAGCCAGGGGACAGGUUGUUUGAUAAGAUCGACGCCGCGAUUCGGAAAUGCAAGCUUGGGAUCGCCGUGUUUUCACCGCAGUACUGCGAAUCUUACUUCUGUCUCCACGAACUCGCUCUUCUAAUGGAAUCUAAAAAGAGGGUUAUACCGGUUUUCUGCAACGUGAAGCCGUCUCAGCUUAGGGUUAAGGAUAAUGGAGUUUGCCCUCAGUACGAGAUCGAGAGGUUUAGUUUGGCGCUUGAAGAAGCCAAAUACACAGUUGGACUUACCUUCGACUCCUCUAAAGCCGAUUGGUCGGAGUUUCUAAGAGAGGCUUCGGAUGCGGUGAUGCAGAACUUGCUGGAGGUAGAAGGAGAACAAGCAUAUCUACAGGAGAAAUGCUAG